Messenger RNA from Loxodonta africana (African savanna elephant), 1836 nucleotides. Its product is annotated as speedy protein E4-like. The transcript is spliced from 5 exons. The record is from RefSeq and is a predicted model, not a curated record. NCBI's taxonomy places the organism in Eukaryota, Metazoa, Chordata, Mammalia, Proboscidea, Elephantidae. Gene Ontology annotation, molecular function: protein kinase binding. Gene Ontology annotation, biological process: positive regulation of cyclin-dependent protein serine/threonine kinase activity. Bases 573 to 1244 code for a protein of 223 amino acids.
UUUCAAUAGAAAAGAAUUUCCUGUUAGUUGGGUGAGCUCUCCAUCACUGGAAGUGGCAGGCCAACUGUCUAUUGACCACUCAUGAGGGACAUCUAGAAAAUUGUGGAGGGUUAGGCUAGACCUGAGAGUCCCAUAUAUUUCAAGUGUAGAAUGGAGAGAACAUGGCAUCUGCUGGGAGUAGGGUAUACUAUGACUCUGAGACAUUGAGGGUAGUUUGGGGGGAUGGUUGGAGGUUGGAGCAGUGGCAUGAGAUACCGUUGACCCCUGAUCUCCAGGAGAAGAACCCACAUCACUCUGGCAGUUACAUGUGUUUUCCUUCAAACUGGUUACCAGGUUGGAUUGACUGAUGACAUCAGAGGCUUCCAACCUUCCUGAUUGGAAGGACCAAACUCCGUGGAUGCUUGGCAGUGGAUGUGGGCAAUAGCAUCUUCUCAGAGCUCUUUCCCACUCCUAACUUCUCCCUAUUCUGGAGAAGAGAUAACAAGCUUGGGUUCAGCCAGAAUACUGAAUAGGGAUUUGGACUUAUUAGGGCUUAGGUUCUGUAGAAGGGAAGAAGUAGUUUGAGAGAAAUCAUGGACAGCUGUCAACCAAGUUCUCAGUUGGAGGACCUGAGUCCCCAGCUGAGCUCCUCAGGGUACCCCCUGGAAGUGAUAGUGAAUGAAGAAAUCCCAGGACCAUCAGUCCCCUGGGUAGAGCCCAACCCCCUGCUUCAGUCUUCUGGCCGGAAGAGGGAUUGGUCAACAGCAUUCGAGGAGGAGAUAACUCCAGCAGCUGAGGAUAUCUGGGUCGUGGAGUCUCUUUGCGGCCUCAAGAUGAAGCUGAAGAGGCAGCGGGUGUCAUCUGUGCUACCGGAGCAUCAUGAAGUCUUCAACAGGCUGCUUGAGGAUCCUGUCAUUAAAAAAUUCCUGGCCUGGGACAAAAACCUGAGGGUCUCUGACAAGUAUCUCCUGAGCAUGGUCAUUGCUUACUUUAGUCGGGCUGGCCUCUUCUCCUGGCAGUACCGGCGGAUUCACUUCUUCCUAGCUCUUUACCUAGCCAAUGACAUGGAAGAGGACAACCAGGCCCCCAAACAAGCCAUCUUUUCGUUCCUCUAUGGGAAGAACCGCUCCCAGCGCCCGUUGUUCCACAAGCUAAGAUUUCAAUUCGUCAGGUCCAUGGGCUGGAAGACCAGGGUUUCCCGGGAAGAGUGUGAAGAGGUGGGGCUGUGGGGCUUUUGGGAGGGGUCAGGCUGGAUUAGAGAGUGAGGGGAACAUGGAAGACUGGAGUUGGGAUUUGGGGACUAGAAAGAAUGGGAGGCUAGACAAGGAGAGGGAGGGACCUAUGUGGAGACCAUCAUUUUUCAGGGGGCUGCCUGUCUUUCCUGAGGAGCCCUGGUGGGACAGUGGUUAAGGACUCAACGGCUAUAGGGUCACCAUGAGUUGGAAUCGGCUCGAUGGCAAUGGGUUUAACAGGGUUUGUCUUUCUAGAUCCAGGCUUAUGACCCAGAGCACUGGGUGUGGGGGCGAGACCGCACCCUCAUUCCCUAGAGCUCCCAAAGACCACAAAGGCUUGAGGACAUCGGCCUGAGGAGAGGUAUGUCUGUGUUCUCACCUGUAGGAGCAGGAUGAUGUACAUUUAGGAAAUAUGGGGAACCCUUUGCUUGACCCUGGUGGCAUAGUGGUCAAGAGCUACAGCUGCUACCCAAAAGGUUGGUAGUUCAAAUCCACCAGGUGCUCUUUGGAUACUCUAUGGGGCAGUUCUACUCGGUCUUUAUAGGGUCGCUGUGAGUCAGAAUCAACUCAACAGCAAUGGGUUUAUUUAUUUAUUUAUUUUUCUUUACCCAUUCUUGACCCAAAA